AAGAAUCUUCCAUAUUAAAUUAAAUAAUAAAUAAAUAAAAAUUAGGUGACGAUUAAUAAAACGGAGACUAUAUUUGAAACGGGACUCUUUCGAUGACUUAAAUUGCUUGCUCCGGCAGAGGAUUCCAAAUUGCUCAAGGGCGAAACCCCAUUCCAGUCGCAGACCAAAAGAGAGAGGGAGGGAGAGAAUGUCUGGAGGAAUUGCGCGUGGCCGUCUUGCCGAGGAGCGUAAAUCCUGGCGUAAGAAUCACCCCCAUGGCUUUGUGGCUAAACCGGAGACCGCUCCAGAUGGGUCCGUGAAUUUGAUGAUCUGGCAGUGUAUCAUCCCUGGCAAGCCUGGGACUGAUUGGGAAGGUGGCUACUUUCCUAUUACCAUCCAGUUCAGUGAAGAUUACCCUAGCAGGCCCCCAAAGUGCAAGUUUCCACAAGGUUUCUUCCACCCAAAUGUCUACCCCUCUGGAACUGUGUGUUUGUCAAUCCUCAAUGAGGACAGUGGGUGGAGACCAGCCAUUACUGUAAAACAAAUUCUAGUGGGCAUUCAGGAUCUGCUGGACCAACCCAACCCUGCUGAUCCAGCACAGACCGAUGGCUACCAUCUCUUCAUCCAGGAACCAGCUGAGUACAGAAAAAGGGUGCGGCAACAGGCCAAGCAGUUUCCCCCUCUUGUCUAGCUUUAUGCUUGCUUUUGCUGGAUAUGUUUAAAUUAUUUAACUGGUUCCAGAAUUCUAAGAUUGGACAACCUCAUUAGAGGGAUUCUCGCUGUCUUUUAAACAUGGCUAUAGGUUAUUUCUUUAAAUGUAUAUUUUAUAGUGGAGUUGGUGUUAUUGCAUUCCGUUUUGGAUGAAAUACUUCAAAAGUCAGUUUUGUCACUGGCAAGUAAAUUGAUACACUUGAUCCCUUGUUUUAUUUUACUCAA
Messenger RNA from Alnus glutinosa, 915 nucleotides. Its product is annotated as SUMO-conjugating enzyme SCE1-like. Gene Ontology annotation, cellular component: nucleus. The transcript is spliced from 5 exons. The coding region runs from base 188 to 670 and encodes 160 amino acids. The record is from RefSeq and is a predicted model, not a curated record. Gene Ontology annotation, molecular function: SUMO conjugating enzyme activity. Gene Ontology annotation, biological process: protein sumoylation. Lineage: Eukaryota; Viridiplantae; Streptophyta; Magnoliopsida; Fagales; Betulaceae.